AUGUGGCAUCUGCGUCUUUCUUUCUGUACACUAGAUCCUGCAGCGGGGCGCCGCUGGAGCCUGUACGGGACCCGGGAGCGUUCACAGCUCUUCCAGAGCGUGCAGAAGGAGUUGGAGGUGCAGGGUCACUGUCACCCUGUUGAGAAGAUCCUCCGCAAGUGGAACAACUUGAUCGUCACCUAUAAGAGGGUCAAAUACAGAGGCAGGGAGACCGGCCAGGCCAGAACCUCCUGGGAGUACUUUGAGAUGAUGGAUGCCAUGCUUGGUGACACCAUCGGUGCCGAGACCACUAGCAGCCCUACCCUAGUAACCAGCAUCCCUAAGGUGAACAUCGCCACGGAAACCACCAAAACCGAGCAGAAGCCCCUUCUCCUUCCCCAUGGCAACCUCAUCACUGCCUACACUCGGACACUCACCCUUGUCCCCUCCUCCCUCCCACUCCAUACACCAGUUCCCUCCACCCUCCCUCUCUACACCUUUGUCAAAUCCCCUCCCACCCCUGUCUGCUCCUCCCUCCCUCUACACAACCCUUUGGACACACCCUCCCCCAGAAUAGCCAAUAACACAGACCCUGUACAGCCACACCCCUCCCCUGCUCCGGUCACACAGCCCCCUGCCUCCUGUCACAUCCCCUCCAACUUCAGCCGCAUGCACCUCCGCAGAAAGAAGCGCGGUCGCUUCUCCUGCUCCACCUCCAAGGGCUCCUCCAUUACCUCCCCUCUGGUCCAGAAGCGAGGAGAAGGCACCUCCCUGCUGCAGGAGUUCCUGAGGAGGCAGGAAGGGCAUGCCGAGGAGGAGCAGGUCUGUCGCAGCAGGUCAGAGGCCCAGGGGAGGAGGUACGAGAGGAGGGAGGUGUGCAUGGCAGAGUCCCUGGGAAGGAUGGCCACAGCUCUGGAGCUGCUCUCCUCCAAACAGGACACAGUCAUUGCCCUGCUGCAGAGACUGGCCGAGAGAGACGGGAAGUGACAGUCAUCACCCUGCUGCAGGGUUGUCUCAAAUCAAAUCAAAUUUUAUUUGUCACAUACACAUGGUUAGCAGAUGUUAAUGCGAGUGUAGCGAAAUGCUUGUGCUUCUAGUUCCGACAAUGCAGUAAUAACCAACAAGUAAUCUAACAAUUCCAAAACUACUGUCUUAUACACACAAGUGUAAGGGGAUAAAGAAUAUGUACAUAAAGAUAUAUGAAUGAGUGAUGGUACAGAGCAGCAUAGGCAAGAUACAGUAGAUGGUAUCGAGUACAGUAUAUACAUAUGAGGUGAGUAUGUAAACAAAGUGGCAUAGUUAAAGUGGCUAGCGAUACAUGUAUUACAUAAAGAUGCAGUAGAUGAUAUAGAGUACAUUAUAUAUGUAUACUUAAAUAUGAGAUGAAUAAUGUAGGGUAUGUAAACAUUAUAUUAGGUAGCAUUGUUUAAAGUGGCUAGUGAUAUAUUUUACAUUUCCCAUCAAUUCCUAUUAUUAAAGUGGCUGGAGUUGAGUCAGUGUGUUGGCAGCAGCCACUCAAUGUUAGUGGUGGCUGUUUAACAGUCUGAUGGCCUUGAGAUAGAAGCUGUUUUUCAGUCUCUCGGUCCCAGCUUUGAUGCACCUGUACUGACCUCGCCUUCUGGAUGAUGGCGGGGUGAACAGGCAGUGGCUCGGGUGGUUGUUGUCCUUGAUGAUCUUUAUGGCCUUCCUGUAACAUCGGGUGGUGUAGGUGUCCUGGAGAGCAGGUAGUUUGCCCCCGGUGAUGCGUUGUGCAGACCUCACUACCCUCUGGAGAGCCUUACGGUUGUGGGCGGAGCAGUUGCCGUACCAGGCGGUGAUACAGCCCGACAGGAUGCUCUCGAUUGUGCAUCUGUAGAAGUAUGUGAGUGCUUUUGGUGACAAGCCAAAUUUCUUCAGCCUCCUGAGGUUGAAGAGGCGCUGCUGCGCCGCCUUCACGAUGCUGUCUGUGUGGGUGGACCAAUUCAGUUUGUCUGUGAUGUGUAUGCCGAGGAACUUAAAACUUACUACCCUCUCCACUACUGUUCUCUAACUUCUAUAGCGAUAAUUAUGGAUAAACCCUGCCUAUUUUUGACUUUAUCUUCUUAAAAUUUGAUUUUAAACCUAACAUUAACCACACUACUAAUAUUAUGCCUAACCUUAAAUUAAGGACAAAAAUAUAUUUUUGUUUUCAUGAAUGUUUACUUUGUGGCUAUAUAAUCUAGUGGAAACCCUUCUGCAGAGACAAGCUGACGUGACACUAAUUGGCAUACUGCAUGACUGGCCGAGAGAGACUGGGAGGCUGACACGGCAUGCGACCGACGUGGCAGUCUUUUUCGUUAUAUAUUGCGCUACUUAUGAGCUAACACAGUAACACCCACCUGGUGUCCCAGGUCAAAAUCGAUCCCGAAGAAGAAAUUAGCAGUGGAACUUGGUUCGAGGUCCAUAUUUGAAUUUGCCUAAUGUAAGCAAAAGGGUUCGGAUGCAGACUCGGAUAAUGUUAAUAAAAAAAAUAUAUAUAUAUACAGUGCCUUGCGAAAGUAUUCGGCCCCUUUGAACUUUGCGACCUUUUGCCACAUUUCAGGCUUCAAACAUAAAGAUAUAAAACUGUAUUUUUUUGUGAAGAAUCAACAACAAGUGGGACACAAUCAUGAAGUGGAACGACAUUUAUUGGAUAUUUCAAACCUUUUUUAACAAAUCAAAAACUGAAAAAUUGGGCAUGCAAAAUUAUUCAGCCCCCUUAAGUUAAUACUUUCUAGCGCCACCUUUUGCUGCGAUUACAGCUUUAAGUCGCUUGGGGUAUGUCUAUCAGUUUUGCACAUCGAGACACUGACAAUUUUUUCCCAUUCCUCCUUGCAAAACAGCUCGAGCUCAGUGAGGUUGGAUGGAGAGCAUUUGUGAACAGCAGUUUUCAGUUCUUUCCACAGAUUCUCGAUUGGAUUCAGGUCUGGACUUUGACUUGGCCAUUCUAACACCUGGAUAUGUUUAUUUUUGAACCAUUCCAUUGUAGAUUUUGCUUUAUGUUUUGGAUCAUUGUCUUGUUGGAAGACAAAUCUCCAUCCCAGUCUCAGGUCUUUUGCAGACUCCAUCAGGUUUUCUUCCAGAAUGGUCGUGUAUUUGGCUCCAUCCAUCUUCCCAUCAAUUUUAACCAUCUUCCCUGUCCCUGCUGAAGAAAAGCAGGCCCAAACCAUGAUGCUGCCACCACCAUGUUUGACAGUGGGGAUGGUGUGUUCAAGGUGAUGAGCUGUGUUGCUUUUACGCCAAACAUAACGUUUUGCAUUGUUGCCAAAAAAUUUAAUUUUGGUUUCAUCUCCCAGGUGGCUUGUGGCAAACUUUAAACGACACUUUUUAUGGAUAUCUUUAAGAAAUGGCUUUCUUCUUGCCACUUCCAUAAAGGCCAGAUUUGUGCAAUAUACGACUGAUUGUUGUCCUAUGGACAGAGUCUCCCACCUCAGCUGUAGAUCUCUGCAGUUCAUCCAGAGUGAUCAUGGGCCUCUUGGCUGCAUCUCUGAUCAGUCUUCUCCUUGUAUGAGCUGAAAGUUUAGAGGGACGGCCAGGUCUUGGUAGAUUUGCAGUGGUCUGAUACUCCUUCCAUUUCAAUAUUAUCGCUUGCACAGUGCUCCUUGGGAUGUUUAAAGCUUGGGAAAUCUUUUUGUAUCCAAAUCCGGCUUUAAACUUCUUUUAAACUUUUAAACUUCUUUAAACAGUAUCUCGGACCUGCCUGGUGUGUUCCUUGUUCUUCAUGAUGCUCUCUGCGCUUUUAACGGACCUCUGAGACUAUCACAGUGCAGGUGCAUUUAUACGGAGACUUGAUUACACACAGGUGGAUUGUAUUUAUCAUCAUUAGUCAUUUAGGUCAACAUUGGAUCAUUCAGAGAUCCUCACUGAACUUCUGGAGAGAGUUUGCUGCACUGAAAGUAAAGGGGCUGAAUAAUUUUGCACGCCCAAUUUUUCAGUUUUUGAUUUGUUUAAAAAAGUUUGAAAUAUCCAAUAAAUGUCGUUCCACUUCA
Oncorhynchus masou masou (cherry salmon) is the source of this 3965-nucleotide messenger RNA. RefSeq lists its product as uncharacterized. The record is from RefSeq and is a predicted model, not a curated record. Lineage: Eukaryota; Metazoa; Chordata; Actinopteri; Salmoniformes; Salmonidae. The coding region runs from base 1 to 966 and encodes 321 amino acids. The transcript has 3 exons.